Melampsora larici-populina 98AG31 is the source of this 627-nucleotide messenger RNA. RefSeq lists its product as uncharacterized. The transcript has a single exon. The record is from RefSeq and is a predicted model, not a curated record. The coding region runs from base 1 to 627 and encodes 208 amino acids. Lineage: Eukaryota; Fungi; Basidiomycota; Pucciniomycetes; Pucciniales; Melampsoraceae.
AUGUCAUCUUCAAAGUUGAAACCCGAACCCAAGCGGGUUGUCUGUCAGUGUCAAAGCUCUGGCUGUUACAAGGGUGUUUAUUUAGAUGCGAGUGGGGUCUUACAGCCUGGUGUCGAGGUCCUCCGCUCUACCAAGGAGUCUCACGAGCGUGCUGAUCGACGUAAUCUUAUCAAUCAUAUAACAACUUCUGCUUUGCCUUCUCGCCACCCAGCAAACUCAAGUCAAACACCCAAUACAGACUCCCAAGAAGUUUUAAUAGCUCCUCUGGAGGGUUUGCUGUUAGGUUCUCAGCAUAAAACACUGGCAAGGUCCCGGGCCAACUCCAUAAAUACUGGACAACGGUUGAUACAAGUCCAUUCAACGACUGCAGGUCAAGAUCAGACUACGGAUCAGGACAAAUCUCAUGUUGUAGAUGCUGAGAUUUGCGCUGCAACAGCUACAGCAAGGGAAAAGGGAGUGCAAGAAUACGACUGUGGUGAGUUAGUGUCCUGGAUCUCGGGGAAGACGCCAGACUUCCUGACUGUUCAUUGGUCUUUUUAUAGGCCGCUUCCAUUCAUUAACCCUGGCCAAUCUCAACCCUGUCUGCCUUCACGUAGCGCUCACAGCCGCAGUGAAGUCCAUUUUUGA